AUGGCUGCAAUGAAUGUAAGUGUUCGUCUAGCAGUGAAGACGGAUUUGUCUGCAGUUUGGGAAAUGUCAGAAGACAUUCAUGCCGGGCUCGACACUCUUCCACACAGUUUCCUUCAGAUGUUAGAUGACCCUCAACACACAGUUCUAGUCGCAGUGAAGGAUGGCAAAGCCGUUGGCUUAAGAGCAGUAUUGAUCGUCGACGAUGGUGAAACAGCGAUCUUUAGAGGGCUGCGCGUUCAUAUGGCUUAUCGUGGCCGAGGUAUUGCAAAAGAAUUGAUGAAAGUAAGCGAAGGAUACGUUAAACAGCAUUUUCCUCGUGUGCAAGUUAUCAGAUAUUCAGUGACCAGUCAAAACAAAAGCCGAUUGGCCUUGCAGAUGAAAUGCAACGAUCGUAUGAUACUUAAAUUAGCUCUCUGUGCUUGUGUUGUCGAACCAAGCCGUAAAACAGAUUCUGUUCUUCAGCGGUAUUCAACUGCUACUAGCUCUACUAGAGCUAAAGAAUUGAACAUAAACAACAUAAAUAUUUUUCUCAAACAAAAUAAAUUGGAUGACGUUCUAUUCAACAGUAGUUUCUUUGUGAACUUCGUCUCCUUUAGAGCUAUUGAAUCAAACAUCAGUAAUGGUUUAAUCGACGACAAACAUAACUUUUUUGCUUCAAGUACUGACAAUACAGUGGAAUCGCUUAGUCAAAGCUGUCGAAUUGUUGCUGUGAAAUUUCCAAAGUGGUGUGUUACAUUAUAUAAAAUGGAUGAAAAUUUACUUGAAAUUCACCUAAUUAAGCAUCUUAAAAAAGCUAUUCUACGGGAUUCCGAGGAAAAAUUUGCAUUUAUUUGUGUCUUUCAUGUGUCGCUGGUAAAACAUGUCUCCAAAUUUCUGUUGCAUGAAUUAGCAUUGAAGAACAUCGAUGAUUUUUGCAGCGAAGGUAAUUUGUUUGUCUCAGUGUUUGAGAAAGAUCUUUAA
Messenger RNA from Paramuricea clavata, 960 nucleotides. The record is from the annotation of a GenBank genome assembly. Lineage: Eukaryota; Metazoa; Cnidaria; Anthozoa; Malacalcyonacea; Plexauridae.